AACUAAGUUAGUUGGUUACCAGUUAUCAUGGUUGCUAGUUUUAUGUAUAUUUAUAUUUUAUUUAUCUUUGAUAGUGAGUACUGAGUAGUGACAAGUGACAACUUUAGGUAAUAAAUACUUAUGAUAUAAAUUCUACUUAUUAUAGUACUAAUGGUAGUGAAAACUUAAAUAUUCGUGCACUUCAUCGUACACUUCUGUUCGUUUAUUGAAAUGUUGGACUCGCAGGAUGUUAAUCGGCCUGAACUCCUUGAAGAGGUACGGUUAUUCCGUAAUGCUCGAGAACGUGAAAAAUAUGACAAUAUGGCGGAUUUUUAUGCAUUAGUUAAUACACUUCAGCAUUUGGAAAAAGCUUAUAUUCGCGAUUGUGUUACACCAAAAGAAUAUACAGCUGCUUGUAGUAAACUACUUGUGCAAUGCAAAGCUUCAUUUAAACAGAUACAAGGAGAUGAUUUCCCAACUGUAGAAUCGUUUGUAAAAAAAUACAAAUUGGACUGUCCGGCUGCAAUAGAACGUAUUAAAGAAGACCGACCAAUAACCAUUAAAGACGAUAAAGGCAAUACUAGUAAAUGCAUUGCUGACAUUGUGUCUCUAUUUAUUACAAUAAUGGAUAAACUUAGGUUAGACAUUAAAGCAAUGGAUGAACUCCAACCAGAUCUUCGGGACUUGAUGGAUACAAUGAAUCGAUUGAGUAUGUUGCCAGCAGAUUUUGAAGGAAAACAAAAGGUUUCUGAUUGGCUUAGUUCAUUAUCGUCCAUGAAUGCAUCAGAUGAAUUGAAUGAAACUCAAGUGAGGCAGUUGAUUUUUGAUCUGGAAUCGUCUUAUAAUGCAUUUAAUAAACUACUCCAUCAGUCAACUUAGUUGUGAAUUCAAACAUCAAAAUUCUCAAAAAUAGUUGAAAAAUAUGUGAAAGAAUAACGCAAUUUUUUUUUAAUCAAUAAUUGAUAUAAUUUUAUAAGAAUACAAAUCCAUACAAUAAAUUGAUUAUAAAUGUU
This is a messenger RNA of Adelges cooleyi (spruce gall adelgid), 992 nucleotides long. RefSeq names its product vacuolar protein sorting-associated protein 28 homolog (gene Vps28). Gene Ontology annotation, cellular component: ESCRT I complex. The record is from RefSeq and is a predicted model, not a curated record. Lineage: Eukaryota; Metazoa; Arthropoda; Insecta; Hemiptera; Adelgidae. Bases 211 to 858 code for a protein of 215 amino acids. The transcript is spliced from 2 exons. Gene Ontology annotation, molecular function: protein-containing complex binding. Gene Ontology annotation, biological process: protein transport to vacuole involved in ubiquitin-dependent protein catabolic process via the multivesicular body sorting pathway.